This is a messenger RNA of Mesorhabditis belari, 213 nucleotides long. The record is from the annotation of a GenBank genome assembly. NCBI's taxonomy places the organism in Eukaryota, Metazoa, Nematoda, Chromadorea, Rhabditida, Rhabditidae.
AUGGGCACUUUUACUGUUAGUUACUGGGCUCGAAAGUUUUGGUGGGAACAAAGAUAUCUUUGGGCUGCAUCUGCUGUUGCCUUUUACUACGGAACUUGCUGGGACAAUGCUGGAACGCAUAAAGCUUCGAUGAUGAAAGGGCAUAGUAGAAUGUUUGCAGAUCGUCGUCAGCAAAUAUUGGCAUCGAACCCACACGCAGAUGUUUGGAGGAGU